Candidula unifasciata is the source of this 3890-nucleotide messenger RNA. Lineage: Eukaryota; Metazoa; Mollusca; Gastropoda; Stylommatophora; Geomitridae. The record is from the annotation of a GenBank genome assembly.
GAGAGAUGAGCACCUCACACUCGGAUAUGCCCAGUGCAGGCUACAUGUCUAUGGCAGUACACCAUGGUCCAGCAUCCACUCAUCCGACUCCCAUCCACACUCACAGUUAUUCUGAACCCGUUCAUUCCACACACUUGCCAACUGUCAAGGAGGGAGGCAGCAACGAGGGUUACCUGCCGAUGGAUGUAUCCAGCAGUCCAGGAAGUUCUGGUAUACUGAAGCCGGAGCCUGCUGUCUGCAUGUUAUCUGACGACACUUCUGGCUUGCCACCCCGGACUUACUCCCUCGGCAGCAAACCGACCCAGAAGUUAUCCAGCUACAUUGACAUGAGCGGCAAGAAAGGAGCAGGCAAUGACAUGUCUAGAGCUACCAGUGCCCCACAUAUUCUUAAAGGACGGAGAGAGAGAGACCACAGGACAGCGUCUCCCACUCCCAACACCAGCCCACUGAGCGUAUCACUGAAGUCUGAUGAUUCGGAUUCUUUCAUGGAUUACAUGCCCAUGCGACCCAGGACUUCUAGUGACAGCUUCAACUAUCGAAACAGGACCUCAAGUUUUGGCAAGAACCAGCAGAAUUGUCGGCCUCGCUCCUCCAGCCAUGGGCAGGGCACUCGUCCAGUUAUCAGUUUUAACAAGCUGAAUGUAGAUAAGUCAAGGCCGUUUCAUGAAGCUUCGCAGAGAACAUCACAGGGGUCAUCUUUGCAAGGGUCAUCUUUGCAAGGGUCAUUUGAUUCUCUCCGUGUCUCUAAUGAAAGUUUACGGAGACUUUCCCAAGAGAUGAGGCAGACGAGUGGGUCAAAUGCUAGCGAUUAUGCGGAAAUGAGAGGGACACCCUCACCGCAGAUGAAAAGCAUGAAACAUGAAUCUGAUCACUAUUUCAGCAUGCAGGCUGGGACUGGAGGCAGGAGGUCACCUCAUAGGGUCAGAACAGAUUCCAGCAGCAGUGGACGUUAUCCAGACGGAAAGACCAGCAGUUCAGACCAUUUACACCAGGCACAGCUGCACCAGCAGGCACAGCUGCAUCAGCAGCACCAGCAGGGACAGCUGCAUCACCAGCAGGCACAGUUGCACCAGCAGGCACAGCACCUGUCACAAACACAGCACAGUUCUGAUUACACACAGAUGGCACCUCUCAAUGCUGUGACUAGCGCUGCGGAAGACUCCUACUUUAACAUGAGCCUCAGCACACGGCACGGCUCAAGCACUGAUCCUAGAUCCUCAGCUUCCACUUCUAUGGUAGGCUCUUCCCACCAGGAAGAUCCUCGGUAUCUGAACAUGAAUUUGGAUAAUAAAAACAAAAGAUCCGAUGGAAGUAGAUCAUUAUCCAUGGAGAAUGUAGACACCUAUAUUGUGUUUGAACCUCAGAGUGGAAACAAACCUAGAACUGGGUCCUUAGGUUCAAAAGAUAAAAUGGUUUCACAACCAGUUUCAGCUAGGAAGUCAUCUUCUACUUCAGUCUCAUCAGCUUCAUCGCCGUCAUCCUCAGGAAUAAUUUAUCAGCCAAAUCAUCCUUUUGUGUCAUCAUCAUCUCGUACAGGUGGCAGUAGUGAUUCCAUUCGGAAAGCAUCCCGCCAGUCAUCAAUGGAGAAGUAUGGUAGCCUUAGCAAGGAUUUUCGGAAGAAGAGUGGCUCUACAGGUAGUAGACCUAGCACAGGAAAGAACUCUUUCAUGAUGAACUUUGGGAAGGAUCAUCAAACGUCCACUGUUAGCGCCGCCAACCCUACUUUAAAGCUGUUGCCAUCAAAAGCGCCUCCCUGUAAUCCUGAAGAUGAUGAAUACAUCGAGGUUUCCCCAACUGCCACCAGAGGGAGCAAUCACCAUCACCAAUACCAUGGUAGCUCCCCAGGCUUUGGACCGUCCCAUUCCAGUGUGUCGGUCUCAACCUCAGGCUCCCGAAGUAGUGAGAGCUUUAGCUCUACCAGAUCCAACCUCACGCCCUCUCCAGCAGAGGAUGAACCUUACACCCUCUACAGCCCUGCUGCUUCGUCUUCAACUAAAUCUGUACACUUUCAACAGAAGGAGCAGCAUGUUCAUCAUCAUCAUUCCUCGCAGGGAAAGCAGGGAACACCCCCGUCCUUUACUUCACCACAGACGAAACAGUUUGCUCCAAAAGCUGCAGAUGAAUACGUUGGUUUUGAGCCAGGAGUUAUACCUUAUUCAACCUCUGCUUCCUCACAUGCGUUCAAUAAUGUCAAACAAGUUGAAGCCAAAGAUCGGCCUCAGUAUGUAGGAUUUGAACCAGGUGUCAGACCCUUGCCUUCAACACAACACCAGACCUCUAUACCAAAGGACCCAGAGGAGUAUGUGGGAUACGAACCUGGCACAGUCUCUAAUAGGUCAGAAAAGCCAAUAGCCAUGAAUUCUGUUAUGUCUUAUUACCAGGGUUAUGAGAACGGCAUGCUAGCAGGACCCAGCAAGUCGAGACAGCAAAGACAUAACCAACAUCGGACAUCCGUGGAAAAUAGCCAUCGUUCAAACAGGAAUGAUUCUCGUUCUACAGAUAAAAGCCCACGUAUGACCUCAAGUAGUAGCUUAACUUUUGACACUCAGAUUCACUGUGAUAGUUCAGGUUCGGGUGGUGUUUCGCAGACACCCCCUGUGCCACCUCUGUCAACACAUUCAACUCACCAAGUUCACUCAGUGUCCAAACCUGUUGCACAGGAUGCUAAUAGUGACUAUGUCAAAAUCAAUCCAGCUAAUUCUGCUGCUUCUAAAGUUUCUCAAGAGAACACCAGCACAGGUCUAGGUACCACUGGGAAUGCCACACAGAACAGUGCCAGACAGCAGUUGUCACAGCCGUUUAUGGAUAUUCAUGAAGAAUAUGAGAUUGCCGCUGAAGUCGCAAUUGGUGGUAGUAAUCCUGGGGAUGACAAGCUGUCAGUACGUCAGUCAGGAAAACUCUCUCAACCACCUCAGGGUUUUCUCCGGCAGCUGUCAGCUCCGGCUAGCCAAGCAUCAUGGAGUAAAAGCCCACAGGGGAUGUUAGAUGUGCAGCCCCUGCAGCCUCUUUUAGUUCAGACUCUAUCUCCUGACAACCCAGCCGGCCACAGACACAAACAUUUGAGUGGUUCAUCUGUCACAGACAGCCCUUCUCCGAAUGGCUCAAGUUCCAGGCAUAAACAUUGGAGUGGGUCUUCAACCUCUUCUCAGAAAUCUCGUAAGGCUUCGUCAGACUCUGAGAAAUCUCUCCGCAAGGGGAAUAAGUCAGAUUCAUCUUCUGGAUCGCUGGGCGGGAAAAGCAGGCGCAGAGCCCCAAGUGGAGAGAAGUCACCUGAAGGUGCAGUGUCUUUAGAAGCAAAGAUGGUCCCCGUCGAGGCGAGGAUCCGUCACAGCCUUGAUGAUGUAACCACUGUCGUGGGCUUGGCCAACAAAGGUAAAAACCAUGGUAUGAUACGGCCAGAUAGCACACCUUGUAUACAAAACCUGGCCACUUGUACAGAUCACGAGAGCCGGUCUUUGGGUGAAACCCCCAGUUCCACUCCUAGGUCUGGAAAUGCACAGUUCUCUUUAGGGCCCAGAAGCCGUCACAGCCUUUCUGAUCUUGGAGCUUAUCAACAGAUGAACUUUGCACCCUCUGGCACUGUUUCUUCCAGCAUCAGUUCACAUAGCAGCCCUGGAAACAAGGGUUCAGGCAGUAGCAAUGGAAUUAAUGAGAACAGCUCUGCUGACCAGUCUAAACCACUGAACUAUCUCAAACUUGAUCUUGGUUGCUGCGACAGUCAAGGUGAUACCGAUGGCAAAUCCUCCAGAAUUAGACAUAGAAACUCCUCGGAUGCUGAUGAGAAACAGAUGCCUUUAUCUUACGCAGAAAUUGAUUUCGUUAAAUCCCAAAGCUGGAAUCGAACUAUGCCCAUGGGAGUCUCAGGCGAAAACUCCUCCUCAAAGUCCUGA